Messenger RNA from Aaosphaeria arxii CBS 175.79, 609 nucleotides. RefSeq lists its product as uncharacterized. NCBI's taxonomy places the organism in Eukaryota, Fungi, Ascomycota, Dothideomycetes, Pleosporales. The record is from RefSeq and is a predicted model, not a curated record. The transcript has a single exon. The coding region runs from base 160 to 609 and encodes 149 amino acids.
CUUGAGUGGGCUAUAAAGAAGGAAGCAUCAUCUUCCAUCCGUUAUGGAGCUCAAACUGGAUCCGAAAGCACCACGAACGCCGCCUCCUUCUUCUGUUGAUAUCAAUUGCAUUGACUCUACACCAUCCACCACCUAGUCACCAUCAACCACAUCUCUAUCAUGCUUCUGGGUACUCUCAGCUGCCUGUAUAUGAAUACUCUCACCCACCUGUCCCUGGGUUUGAAUACUCUCACCCACCCGACCCUGAGUAUGAAUACUCUAACCCACCUGACCCUGAGUAUGAAUACUCUCACUCUGCUCCUGGGAAAGGAUACUCUCAUCCACCUGCUCCUGGGUAUGGAUGCUCUCAUCCACCUGCUCCUGGGUAUGGAUGCUCUCAUCCACCUGCUCCUGGGUAUGGGUACUCCCACCCACCUGCUCCCGGGUAUGGAUACUCUCACCCACCUACUCCUGGGCAUGGGAGUCAUCGCCUACCUACUCCUGGGCAUGAAUAACCUCACCCAACGGCCCAUGGGUACUCCCAUUCACCUGUUCCUGGUCAUGGGAUUCCUCUGGCACGUAUUCCUGGAUUGGCAAUUCCUGAGAACGGUUCAUCAAGUCCUGAGUUAA